Messenger RNA from Arachis duranensis, 1601 nucleotides. RefSeq lists its product as uncharacterized. Lineage: Eukaryota; Viridiplantae; Streptophyta; Magnoliopsida; Fabales; Fabaceae. Gene Ontology annotation, cellular component: nucleolus; nucleus. Bases 133 to 1338 code for a protein of 401 amino acids. The transcript is spliced from 15 exons. The record is from RefSeq and is a predicted model, not a curated record.
AAAACAACAGAGCUGAGAACCCGAAGUCCCGCCACCGCCACCGCCACCGCCACCGCCACCUCCGCCGCCACUUCCACCAGCUCACCACAACCGUCCUCUAUCAUCGUUUCAUCUGCUCCUUCCUGCUUGAUAAUGGGAUUAUCCGCAAAGAAAUCUAAGAAGAUGCGAAAAAGUGACAGCGAUUCGGAUGACUACAAUGAUAUGGAGUUUGAAGAGAUGGAGCAGGAAAAAGAUAAUUUUGACGACAAUGAUUAUGGUGAGGAGGAUGAGGAGGAACAAGGAGAAGAGGAAGAAGAUGGAGAGGAGGGAACAGACGAGGAAGACCAAAGUGGAUGGAACAAUGAUGAGAUGGAACAACUUGAGAAAGAGUAUAGGGAUCUUCAUCACCAGGAGCUAUUUGAUUUGAAGAAUUUGAAGCAUCAUAAGGAUGAAGAUCUCCUUAAAGGACAAGCUAUAAAAAGCCAAAAGGCCCUCUGGUACAAAAUUCUUGAGCUUAGGUUCUUGCUUCAGAAGCCAUUUUCAAGUUCAAAUAGGUUACCUCAGGAUCCAGUCAAGUCUUCAUUUUGUGAAGCAGAUGAAAAUGUUAGAGUAGCAUACUCAGAUUUGAUUACUUCUUCCAAGGAGACUUUAGAUUCUAUAUUGGAACUCCAAGAGGCUCUAUUUGAAAAGAACCCAUCUAUUACCCAAGCCACAAGCGGUCUAGAGAGGUCAUCAAAAGAUUUGGAAGUCUCUAAGAAUUUGGAUGACAAUUUUGAUCAAGAAUGGUCACAGAUUUCUCAGACACAUAAGAGAAUAGCAUCUUUCAGAGACAAGUCAAUCAACAAAUGGCAGAGGAUGACACAAGUGACAACUGGUGCUGCUGCCAUUAAAGGCAAAUUGCAUGCGUUUAAUCAGGAUAUAACUAAUCAAGUCGCUGCUUAUAUGAGGGACCCCAGUAGAAUGAUCAAACAGAUGCGGUUGAGAAAAUCUGCUGUUAGUGUAUUUGGAUCUGUUCACGAGGUUAAGGAUAACAUGAAAGACGAGGAAGCACAAACUGAUGGUGAUCCUGAACUUCUGGAUGAUUCUGAAUUUUAUCAGCAAUUACUGAAAGAAUUUUUUGAGACAGUUGAUCCUAAUUCAUCUGAGACAGCAUUUUAUGCGUUGAAGAGAAUGCAAAAAAAGAAACGAAAAAUUGUUGAUCGCCGUGCCUCAAAAAGCCGCAAGAUAAGGUAUAAUGUUCAUGAAAAGAUAGUAAACUUUAUGGCCCCUCAACCCAUGAAUCUUCCUCCUAUGGCUCCAAAGUUAUUUGAGAAUCUGUUCGGAUUGAAGACUCAAAGAUCAUCUGCUGCAGCCUCAUAAUCAUGGUUGGUAGACAAAAACAUAUGUUGUAUCAAUUUUCUAACACUACCAAAGGAAAUUUAAUUUCUUGCCCGUGCAAGCCAAAAUUUUGCUCUAUGUACUCCAUAUCUAUUCAGGAUAGAUGUCUACAUAUCUAUUCAGGAUAGAUGUGCCUAAGAGAUUUUGAUUAAUUUAAGCUAGCUUAUGUUGUUUUUGGUGUCCACACAUUUAAGAAGGAACAACAUUACACAGCCAUAGAAAUCUAACUAGAAUAUGUUGCCACA